Molecule: messenger RNA, 963 nt
Organism: Pleuronectes platessa (European plaice)
Lineage: Eukaryota; Metazoa; Chordata; Actinopteri; Pleuronectiformes; Pleuronectidae
Exons: 1
Coding region: 1-963 (320 amino acids)
Biological process (GO): proteolysis
Molecular function (GO): aspartic-type endopeptidase activity
Source: RefSeq, a predicted model, not a curated record
AUGCGACACUUUGGACUCAACACCGAACCACUUGUGUCGUGUGACAUCGAUGGUGUCCCUCAUCUCAUGCUGGCAGACACUGGAGCAACAUACUCCUGUCUGCGGACCACACAGCCACUUUCAGAAAACUCCACUAUGGUGGUGGGAGUUACGGGGUCCCCAAUUAGACAGUCCUUCACCCAACCCCUCCGUGUGACGCUGGGAAGCCACACAGUUUCUCAUGCAUUCCUCUCUGCCCCAACAUGCCCGGCCAACUUAUUAGGACGUGACUUGAUGUGCAAACUCAAGUUGAAGAUUUAUCUCGAUGAAAAGGGGGUCCAAAUCUCCUCUGAAGUCCCAGAAACCACAAGACAGCAUCCAAUUCGUAUCCUAUUCACUGGAGAAACACCCCAACCGCAGGAUCAAGAAGUGUUUUGGCUCAGAUUGAUGCCCACUGGCCCCUCAACACCACACAUCCAGUUCCUGUUCAAUACAUACAAACCUAAAAUGUAUGCCUUACACCCAUACACAACUCCCCUCUCACACAUACACUGCACUCUUAAUGUCACCUCGAACCCUGAUGAACAAUAUGAGGAAGACUGGGACGAAAACAUGGCUCAUCUACAACCCAAGAUCACAUGUUCAAGUAUAGUGUGUGGCAAGGAAGGAGUCGCUGCAGAGGUUAAACUGGAUGACUUUGCUGAAGAAUGGUACCAGCUCACAGAAUCUGCUCCACAUGUAACACUAACUGUGGGAUUUGGCUAUGAAGCUCGCAGUCUAGGCCCCAUGAUGAAGAGAGCACAAGGUUUGACCUGGAUUGCCACUACAGACCCAGAAGUUCUCAAGGCCGCCACUGAAGACAUGUGGAAGUUCAACAUCCCUGCCACCACGGAAACCACACUCCCAGAACACUUGCCCAUACCAAGACAUCACGGUUUGUCCUGCACUGGCCACACCAGACUACACCAAGCCAUUUCAUCUUGA